UGAGCGAGGCUCUCUAGACAGAUGUGGCGGCGGCUGGACGGGGCCGCUCCGUUCCAUCCUACCUCGUCUUCUACCCCCCGUCUCGUCGCCCGUCCACGCCGUGGAGAGACCGCAGACCGGAGCUGCUCGCAUCGCCGUUGCAGCUCGCCCAACCAGGUGCCCGCGCGUUCCUGCUCGCCCCUCCCCAGCAGCGAUGGCGACGACGUUCUCAACCAAGCAGCCGCUGCGGGUCGCUGCACCUGCAAACAAAUGGCGGCGCCCAGGGUUGCCACUGGUUAAAAUGCAACAUUCGUCCAGCAAACGAGCUAGUGCUUCCAUUUCAUUGGCAUCCAGUGCAGAGGGUGCGGAGAGAAACGAGCCCGUAGUCAAAAUGUGUGGCAUCACAUCUGCCAGAGAUGCAGAAGUCGCUGCAGAGGCUGGAGCUAAACUUAUUGGGAUGAUUCUUUGGCCUAAGUCCAAACGGUCUGUCCAACUGUCGGAAGCGAAGGAAAUAUCCAGAGUAGCAAAGUCAUAUGGGGCUGAAGCUGUUGGUGUGUUUGUCGAUGAUGACGAAGAGACCAUCUUAAGAGUAUCCGAUUCAUGCGACCUUCAACUUAUUCAGCUUCAUGGAGAUAGUUCUCGAGCACUAGUUCCUGCUCUUGCCAAGAACAAUCGAAUUGUAUAUGUUCUUAAUGCUGACACGGAUGGAAAACUUAUCAAUUCUCCUCCCAAUGAAGAAUAUGGCAUUGACUGGUUUUUGGUGGAUAGUGCAGAGGGUGGAAGCGGCAAAGGAUUCAACUGGGAGAAUUUCCAAAUGCCGUCGGUGAAAAGCAAGAACGGCUGGCUGCUAGCAGGAGGCCUUCAUGCGGACAAUGUUUGUCAAGCCGCUUCCGCUCUAAAACCAAAUGGUGUGGAUGUUAGCAGUGGAAUAUGCUCUCCUGACGGUAUAAGCAAGGACCCGGAGAGAAUAUCAUCCUUCAUGAGAAGCGUACAAUCCUUAAGUUCCUGAUGAGGUCUCUAUUUAGACUUCCCCAGGCUUAUAGCUUCUUGCUUCAGUUUGUGGACAUCUGCAAAUAAGUUGUCCUGAAUGAUAGCAAUAAACAACAUUUUUUUGAACCAGCAAUAAAUAACUUUGAAGCUGAGUUCUAACUAUGCUUGUCUGAUUGUACCAUUUGACCUGUUCUGCCAUUUUACCAGUUAAGAUGGUAAGAUGGUGCAAGUGUAAAUGCAAGUCUUCUCAUGUU
Messenger RNA from Triticum dicoccoides, 1223 nucleotides. Its product is annotated as N-(5'-phosphoribosyl)anthranilate isomerase 1, chloroplastic-like. NCBI's taxonomy places the organism in Eukaryota, Viridiplantae, Streptophyta, Magnoliopsida, Poales, Poaceae. Gene Ontology annotation, molecular function: phosphoribosylanthranilate isomerase activity. Bases 194 to 988 code for a protein of 264 amino acids. Gene Ontology annotation, biological process: L-tryptophan biosynthetic process. The record is from RefSeq and is a predicted model, not a curated record. The transcript has 5 exons.